This is a messenger RNA of Melopsittacus undulatus (budgerigar), 900 nucleotides long. RefSeq names its product Sjoegren syndrome nuclear autoantigen 1 homolog. The record is from RefSeq and is a predicted model, not a curated record. Gene Ontology annotation, cellular component: centrosome; ciliary basal body. Lineage: Eukaryota; Metazoa; Chordata; Aves; Psittaciformes; Psittaculidae.
UGUUUUCACACUCCCGUCAGGGUGGCGCUCUUUUCGGAAACGCUCGGCUAUUUCCGUGACCCCUCACCGGGCGCCGCCGAGGCACUGCCGGUCGGAGCAGCCGUUGGCCGGGCGCGCCCGGCUGAUUGGCCGAAGGAACCCAGGGCCGCGCCGCCUUUCUCUUUCCCGCACUGGUGGGCCAAGAGGGAGGAGGGCUACGCUGGGGCAACCAGCUUUCUCGGUGUGAGCCAGCAGGGCGGGAACGCCAGGCAGGCACUUGAUGUACAGGCAGGAACCAUUUUGUGUACUGCUCGUCUUCUGCGAGGAAGCGCUCAGCGAGUGCAGAAGGCUGCUGCGGAACGGGACUUAAGGGAGCAUUGGAAGAGUUUGGGGAGAAUGACUCAGCAGGGAGCUGUUCUUCAGGGUUACAAUAAUGAGCUAGUGAAAUGCAUUGAAGACUUGUGUAUGCAAAAAGAAGAAUUGAACAAGCAAAUCCAGCAAGCAGAAGAGGAAAAAAAAAAACUCCAGCAUGAAAUACAGAUCCUGAGUAAACAACUGGAGUGUGUAUGUGAAAACCUGGCCCAAAAGGUAGCUUCACGGAAUGAGCUUGAUGCAAUUCUUGCUGAAACUGAAGCUGCUUACAUGAAGAUUUUGGACAGUUCUAGAACUCUGCUCAGUGUCCUGAAGAAAGAGGUGGGAAGCUUAAAGCAUACACCAGAAUUGAAAACCAAUGUAACAUGAAACAGUCAAAAGUUUGGACUCCACAGUGCUAAAAUUCUACUAGGUGAGAAAUGUGGUUAGCCACGGAAAUUUAUAUGAACAGUAUAAGCAGAGAGGGAUUUUUCGUCCAACCUUUCUGUAUGUUUUGUUAUUGUUUUUAAAUGUGCUAGAAAAUAGAUUAAAUAAAGUUGCCUUUUUGCU